AUGGCCACGGCACACACGCCGCAGAGUCGCGCGGCCACAGGACACUCUUGUUCCGCAUAUGGCACACAGAGAUGGAGUGCAUGGUCACAGAGCACCGACUCGCUCGUCUCUGCCAUCGUGCGGUUCCCGGACACUCCGCAAGGGUCGAUGAGUACGCUCAAUAUACACAAGGAACAGCAGGGGUCGGAGAGCUCCUCCAAUGCGUCGCAAGAGACACUGGUCCCCCACUGUCCGUCCGCAGGUCGCGCCACCUUUUCCCCGCGCAUCCGCUGCGAUCACCCGACCCCACCAGCAGCAGCAGCUGCACCAGCGACACCCGCUCAAGCCACAGCCGCCGCCAGCCGCACCUCGAUUCUACGCGACGAACACCUACGUGCACUGACGUACGAGUUCGAGACGCACCUCCUGCAGUUCCGCUUGCUCGCCGCACCGCUGCUGCAGCAGUUGGCACAGCACAUGGAGGGGAGCGAGUCGAAGCUCGACGAGCUGCUGCUGUGCAGCAUCCGGCGCGUGUCGGCACAAGCGACCGAGGCGAUGGUCAUGGUCACGUGGUACCGCGAGACCAAGCUGCGCUGCCCCGUCGCAGGAUCACUGCCAAUGCAGGCGCCAACGGAGACGGAGGAGCAGGAGAAGGGGGCGAGGCGGAACGCGUUUGAGGCGUCGAACGGGGAGAGGACGUGGGCAGCGGCGGGGGUGAGGCAGGAGAGGAGACCGCAUACGGCUGGCGGUACCGUGCACACGAGGGCGCCGCUGCACUUUGGUCGGUCCACGUCGCCUUCGCAGCCGUCGCCGUCGCACUGUCGCCUCACCGCCGACGUGCCAGUGCGCUCGGGGCGCGGUUCGGGGGAUUCGACUCGCGCGUCGACACGCGUCCUCGAUGCUGCCGCGGUGCGCUUCCCGCGCGGAAGCCCGUCGGCUCCACUACGGAAGCACGACACGCUGGCUCGACAGCGCACCAACUCGCUGAAAGACUUGACACUCAGCUUGCGCUCUCCCGCUGCCACCACCACUCGCGCAGGCAGUCUGGCCCUCGCACCCCACACCCGCCCGCUCUCGCUCGCGUACACGGCCUCCGCCGCAGCUCACUCGACGCAGACUGCCCCGAGGAAAAAUUUCAUGCCGCCCACCAGGACAAGCAGCGAAGCACAAGCCAGUGAGCGCAGACCCGGACCGACGUUCCGCGCGCUGUUCAAACCAUUCUCUUCCUAA
Messenger RNA from Sporisorium graminicola, 1209 nucleotides. RefSeq lists its product as uncharacterized. The record is from RefSeq and is a predicted model, not a curated record. The coding region runs from base 1 to 1209 and encodes 402 amino acids. The transcript has a single exon. Lineage: Eukaryota; Fungi; Basidiomycota; Ustilaginomycetes; Ustilaginales; Ustilaginaceae.